GGCGAACUUCUCCAAAUGUUACCGCUACGGGAUCGGAGUUAGACUUGACACGGAGGGCUCAGACAUAGGCUACUACUACUACUACUACUACUACUACUACAACUACUCCUCUCUGAGACGUCGUUUCAUAAACUAUCGGGACGAAUGAAGACUGAAGGAUCUAUACGGAUUUCGGCGCAUAAUGUUGGGAUGGAGUUUCGAGACUUGUUUGGGUCCAAGGAAGACUAGAAAACCUUCCUCUAACUUGUCGCCGGCGGUGCUGGAUGCGCUCCUCUUCUAUGUUGGAUUAUUGUCGCUUUUUCUGAACUCGCACCGAUUCCCUGUCGCUUUGCUCUGCGCCCCGUUUACCCUCUUUGGACUAUGGCCUCGGAUCGCGGGGUCCCAGGGCCCGGCGUCUAUGGAGAUUUACCCCCGAGUUAUACGCGCUCCCAGCCGCCUGCGAACCCAGACCUACUCCGGAGACCCAGCUACUGCCACGCUGCUUUCGCACUUAAACAGAUCUCAAAGGGGAAGGCGGUAGGUCAGAAAGCUCCUCUGUGGAUCCGGGCGAGGUUCCAGGCCCUCCUGUUCUCUCUGGGUUGCCACAUCCAGAGGCACUGUGGAAAGGUCCUCUUUAUUGGACUCUUACUUUUUGGGGCUCUGUCUGUGGGACUCCGAGUUGCAGCCAUCGAAACGGACAUCGAACAGCUAUGGGUGGAAGCUGGUAGUCGGGUAAGCACAGAGCUUCGCUACACCAGGGAGAAGCAGGGAGAGGAGUCAGUAUUUACCUCACAGAUGCUCAUCCAGACCCCCAAAGAAGAGGGCACCAAUAUUCUUAGCCAGGAGGCUUUGCUGGUUCACAUGGAAGCCGCCCUGUCAGCCAGCAAGGUCCAGGUGUCACUGUUUGGAAAAUCGUGGGAUCUUAACAAAAUAUGCUAUAAAUCAGGAGUCCCUAUUAUAGAAAAUGUCAUGAUUGAAAGGAUGAUUGACAAGCUAUUCCCCUGUAUGAUAAUCACUCCAUUGGACUGUUUUUGGGAAGGGGCCAAACUACAAGGAGGCUCCGCCUAUUUACCGGGUAUGCCAGAUAUCCAGUGGAUGAAUCUAGAUCCAGUCAAGCUGAUGGAGGAACUGAGUCAGUUCACUUCACUAGAAGGAUUUAAGGAGAUGUUGGACAAAGCCCAGGUGGGACAUGCCUACAUGAACAGGCCAUGUCUAGACCCGUCAGACCCUGACUGCCCUCUCAGUGCACCCAACAAGGAGCAAGGAGAGAGUCCUGACAUUGCUGGGCGUCUCCAGGGUGGUUGCCACGGUUUCAGCCGGAAGUUUAUGCACUGGCAGGAGGAGCUGAUCCUGGGAGGGCGGGUCAAGAGCAGCCAGGAUACUCUGCUGAGUGCGGAGGCUCUCCAAACCAUGUUCCUGUUGAUGAGUCCUAAGCAGCUGUACGAGCACUUUAAAGACGACUACGAGAUCCACGACAUAAACUGGAAUGAGGAAAAGGCUACCGCCAUCCUCGAGUCCUGGCAGAGAAAGUUUGUGGAGGUGGUCCACCAGAGUGUCCCAGAUAACUCCAGCCAGUCCAUCCACGCUUUCUCCACCACCACCCUCAAUGACAUUAUGAAAUCCUUCUCAGAUGUCAGCGUUAUCAGGGUGGCCGGUGGAUACCUGCUCAUGCUGGCCUAUGCCUGUGUGACCAUGCUAAGGUGGGACUGUGCCAAAUCCCAGGGGGCCGUGGGGCUUGCCGGAGUGUUGUUAGUGGCUCUGUCGGUGGCUGCAGGACUGGGUCUCUGCUCCCUGCUCGGACUCUCCUUCAAUGCUGCCACCACACAGGUGCUUCCCUUCCUGGCACUAGGCAUUGGUGUGGAUGACAUGUUUCUGUUGGCUCAUUCCUUCACAGAGGCUGGAAGUAACAUCCCCUUUAAGGAGCGGACAGGAGACUGCUUGCGUCGCACCGGCACCAGUGUGGCUCUGACUUCCAUCAACAACAUGAUCGCGUUCUUCAUGGCUGCUCUCGUACCCAUUCCUGCCUUGCGAGCUUUCUCUUUGCAGGCGGCCAUUGUGGUCGUGUUUAACUUCGCCAUGGUGCUGCUCAUCUUCCCUGCCAUCCUCAGUUUGGACCUCCAUCGGCGCGAGGACAAGCGCUUGGAUAUCCUAUGCUGCCUGUACAGCCCCUGCUCUGACCGCGUCAUCCACCUCUCUCCGCACGAGCUGUCAGAUGCUGGAGAGCAGCCACACACACCCACGACGGCAACGGCUCACACGCACCAGUACACGGCAGGAUCGACAAUCACCACCAGCACCCAAAUCACCACCACGGUGCAGGCAUUCACACAGUGCGAUGCGGCGGGCCAGCAUAUCGUCACCAUCCUACCACCUACCUCACAGAUCUCCACCAGCCCGCCAUCUAUCAUCGUCUGCCCCACCUCGCAGCCUCAAGCUAUCACACCUUCCCCCACCACCACCUCUGUGCCGGACCCCUACGGCUCCCAGCUCUUCACACCCACCUCCAGCUCCACACGGGACCUCCUAGCCCAAGUAGAGGAUUCCAAAUCGGGAAAGAAGUGCGUCCCGCUCCCUUUCCUGCACUGGAACCUAUCCAGCUUUGCCAGGGAGAAAUACGCCCCUCUGCUCCUCAAGCCCAAAAGCAAAGCCAUCGUGGUGGUUCUCUUUCUGGGUCUCCUGGGGCUCAGCUUGUAUGGAACCACCAUGGUGCACGAUGGCCUCUACCUAACUGACAUCGUGCCACGCGACACCAAGGAGUACGAUUUCAUCGAUGCCCAGUUCAAGUAUUUCUCCUUCUACAACAUGUACCUGGUGACCAUGGAUGGAUUUGAUUAUGCCCGGUCACAGAGGCUGCUGAUCCAGCUGCACAACGCCUUCAAUUCCGUUAGAUACGUGGUCAGAGACAGUGACAACAAGCUGCCCCGCAUGUGGCUGCACUACUUCCAGGACUGGCUCAGAGGUCUUCAAUCUGCUUUUGAUGCUGACUGGCAGGCAGGCAGGAUUACCUCUGACAGCUAUCGUAACGGCACAGAGGACGGAGCUCUGGCAUACAAGCUUCUCAUCCAGACCGGCUCCAAGAAAGAGCCUUUCAACUACAGCCAGCUGACUUCUCGCCGGUUGGUGGAUGCAGAGGGUUUGAUCCCCCCAGAGGUGUUUUACAUUUACCUGACAGUCUGGGUCAGCAACGAUCCUCUGGGCUAUGCUGCCUCUCAGGCCAACUUCUACCCCCAUCCAAGAGAGUGGAUUCACGACAAGUAUGACACUACAGGGGAGAAUCUGCGCAUCCCAGCUGCAGAGCCCCUGGAGUUUGCCCAGUUCCCCUUCUACCUGAACGGCCUUCGCCAGGCUGGUGACUUUGUGGAGGCCAUCGAGAGCGUGGCGGGCCGUGUGUUUAUAUUGGCCAUGAUGACGGUGGAGUUGUUUGGCAUCAUGGGUCUGAUUGGCAUCAAGCUGAGUGCCAUCCCUGUGGUUAUCCUGAUCGCCUCUGUGGGCAUCGGAGUGGAGUUCACUGUUCACAUCGCACUGGCUCCUGUCCCAGCGAUUGGCAACAGAAACAAGCGCUCUGCAAGUGCUCUGGAGCACAUGUUUGCCCCCCGGUGGUUGACGGGCGCCCCGAUCUCCCACGAUGCUGGCCUUCUCAAGCUGGCAGGGUCAGAGUUUGACUUCAUCCUCAGGUAUUUCUUUGCUGUGUUGGCCAUCCUGACUGUUUUGGGGAUGCUGAAUGGCUUGGUUCUCCUGCCAGUCCUCCUGUCCAUGAUGGGCCCUCCAGCUGAGGUCACCCCGGUUGACAACUCCAGCCGCCUGCCCACGCCGUCCCCUGAACCCCCACUCCCUCCACCGAUGACCCACCAUGGCUAUUACACAGGCCACCACAACCCGCGGUCGUCUCGUCAGCAGGCUUUCUCAGAGUCGUCGGACUCUGAGUAUUAUUCGGAGAUGACCACCACUUCAGGGAUCGGGGAGGAGGAUUAUAAGUACUGCGAUCGAAGCGCGUACAUAGCAUCACACACCAGCGUUCCACCUGCAACAUCUCACAUACUGCUGGAAGCCAGCAAGAACCCCAGCUUCCCCAAACUCACGGUGGUGAAGCCAUUCAGAGAAAAUUCAACAGGCACUGGUGGAAGGAUAGAACCUUUAAAUGAAUCUUCCCACAAUGCACAGUCACCUCUCGGGUCCCAGGUUACGUGCUGGGAUGUGAACAAGCGGGAGCAGCAGCAGGGCCCCCAGAGGCUUCAGGCACUGCCUGGCCAACACUUACCCAGCGACAGAGUUCACUUCCCUGGGAGGACUUGUCAAAGUGGCCCCAGGCUACAGAACAGCAGAGGGCCUCAGCCAAACAGGACUAAAGGGCCGAGCUAUAGUAAUAGCAGCUCCACCUUGCCGAUGCAGCAAGGCUCCACUGGGGGGUCUGUUACCAUGGUAACGGCCACAGCUUCUGUGACGGUAGCUGUGCAUCCGACCUUACCAGGGGCAGCCUACCAAGGCUACAUGCAUGAAGGUUUUGACACAGACAGCGAGUCGGACUGCUUUGAGGCUGCUAAAAGGACUUGUGGUGACAAAAACAUUUUUUCUUCAUGUAAGAGAGACUCUCUAGAGCUCCAGGACUUGGAAGCAACACAGGGCCAGAAAGAGCAUCAGUUCGGCAAGACAUAAGGUGGGUUGAGGAUCCAGGCAGCCAAAGAUUGCUAGACUCUCUCACACACCCUGCCUUCUCUCUGUGAGUCUCUGGCUGCCUCCCAGAGCACCUUGACGCCAACUUGGCGUCACAUGGCGUCUUGAACUCUCAACUGUACAUAGACUUCACACAGAAAAAGAGAGGAUUUAUUUCAAGGACAUAUUAAGAAAAAAAAUGACGUUUUAAGAAUUAUAUAAAUCUAUGAGUAUAUAUUUUAAUGCUAAAAAAGAAGGAAGCUAUUUAAAAGAGUACUGUAUAACUUGGGUAUACUCUUGUGUAAAAGUUCAGAUGUAAAAGAUUAUUUGUUUUUCUGGGGCGGUUGAUUUUUUUCCCCCCCGCAAUGUAUAGAAUAAAAAAUGUGCUAUAUGUAAAAAGUGUCCACAAAAAGUGAGAUGUUAUUAAGAUAUUAGGCUAUUGAACAUACAUGUC
Molecule: messenger RNA, 5083 nt
Organism: Morone saxatilis (striped sea-bass)
Lineage: Eukaryota; Metazoa; Chordata; Actinopteri; Moronidae
Gene: ptch2
Product: patched 2
Biological process (GO): smoothened signaling pathway
Cellular component (GO): plasma membrane
Molecular function (GO): hedgehog receptor activity; smoothened binding; hedgehog family protein binding
Source: RefSeq, a predicted model, not a curated record